This is a messenger RNA of Cuscuta epithymum, 703 nucleotides long. NCBI's taxonomy places the organism in Eukaryota, Viridiplantae, Streptophyta, Magnoliopsida, Solanales, Convolvulaceae. The record is from the annotation of a GenBank genome assembly.
AGGAAGCAGAGGAAAUAGCAGGCAAUGUAAAUAGGUAUUAUUAACUUCGUAAUAACUCCCCUAAGUACAAUCUACUUGCUAAAAAGAGGCACGUCGGCCGUUCGUCUUACAAGGCAGUUAGAAAUGCUACAAGUGGCUGUACUGUCGUGGCAGCCUGUGGACCGCUGGUGCCCCAACUACCAAAUCUCCAGCAUUAAAUGCACUUCCCGCCAGAAUCUAGGUUUCCCGCCCAAUCAGUGGGGACGUUCGUCCGCCCGGGAAGUGAGUUGGAUCGCUCCAAGUGACCCUCAAGAGAUACCGGCUGUUCGUCCCCUGGCCUUGGUAGAUACUCGCCUUGUGGACUGGGUUUCCUCUGAUGACCAUAGGCUUGCCGUGAGGACGUUCGUCGUCAUCCCUGGUGGCCCGUGGCCCUGCUCCUUGUCCUUGCAUGGACGUUCGUCGGGAUGAGCCGCUGGGCCUGAACUCCCAACCCCAGAUGUUCGUCCAUCCUCAAGGAACAUGGACCUGUGGGCUGGCCUUGUGUUCGGACUGGAUGUGCGUCUGGUACGAAGGGAUUAAGGGGCCGGACCUCGGCUUGGGCCAUUAACCCAACAGAAACCAUUUGAUUUCAUUAUUUAAUGUAAAUUGUAUUUUAAUUUUUAUAAACAUUUCAUAUUGUAUCAUGUGAAGUAUUUUACAAAACGAGGUUAAUAAGAUAUUUUAC